AUGAUCGAACCUCGCUGGCACCUGAAAGCAUCGACGGCUCAGACGGUAAGAAGGACACGCCCUUGCUCGCGUUUGAUUGGCGGAAUUGUGUUGCGCCGCCUACUUCUGUUGGGGCGCACUCAGGCGCCGAUCUUCUAUUGUGUCGGCGUGCUGGUGUCAAGCCCGUUCCGCCUCUACCGAUCAUAUCUUGAGUUCUACGAAUUGUUCUUCUUCGUGACAACAUCAUCGACAAUGAUGAGUAUGAUGGAACAUGAACUCAAACAGAUGUCCGACUACAAUCAAAUUUGGUCAGGUGUGGGUGGUUUUCAUCUACCACCUACAUCUACAAGUAAUUUGGCUACCCAGAAUGUUCCUGACGAUCUCUCACCCGCUCCUGAUUCACCAGAUUCUUCAAAGGAUGGGAAAAAGAAUGAUGACAGGGUAAAACGUCCGAUGAACGCAUUUAUGGUCUGGAGUAGGAGCAAGCGUAGAUUAAUGGCUCAGGAGAACCCUAAAAUGCACAACUCCGAGAUCAGCAAAAGACUAGGGGCUGAAUGGAAGUGUUUGAGUGACACUGAGAAGAGGCCAUUCAUAGACGAGGCUAAACGAUUACGUUCAAUUCACAUGAAGGAACAUCCAGACUAUAAGUAUCGUCCUCGAAGGAAAACGAAGACAUUGCAGAAGAAAACACUUCCAAUGGGACCUUUUGCAACAUUGGAUCCGUUAAAACCUCAGGUUUACAAUUCCGUCCAAUCAUGGAAUGGCAACAGCUCAUAUCCAUUUGACACAUCUUAUGGUCUGUAUCCCAGAACAGGAUACGAUAUGCUCAAUCAACUACCGUAUCUUGACGGCUCACCAUCACAGUACACUCAGUCUUCACUUGGUAGCGCGUACCCGGUAAACUACCUCACUCCAGCUCCUGUGGUGAAGUCCGAAGUGGAAACCUCACCUGAAAAUUCGGAAAUUUCUUUAGAUCCUGGUCAAUUCCGAGCAUUUUAUGAUCCAUCUAAGGAUCAUAUAACAUCGAUGUAUUCUAAUCCGCUUUCAUAUUCGUCCCUGGAAAGCAUGGGACUCACGCAAACUAUGGCUCAGUCUCAUGUCACCUCUUAA
Molecule: messenger RNA, 1089 nt
Organism: Cooperia oncophora
Lineage: Eukaryota; Metazoa; Nematoda; Chromadorea; Rhabditida; Trichostrongylidae
Source: the annotation of a GenBank genome assembly